Messenger RNA from Sipha flava (yellow sugarcane aphid), 1453 nucleotides. RefSeq lists its product as uncharacterized. Gene Ontology annotation, biological process: regulation of DNA-templated transcription; telomere maintenance via telomere lengthening. Gene Ontology annotation, cellular component: shelterin complex. Gene Ontology annotation, molecular function: telomeric repeat DNA binding. The transcript is spliced from 9 exons. The record is from RefSeq and is a predicted model, not a curated record. Bases 301 to 1242 code for a protein of 313 amino acids. Lineage: Eukaryota; Metazoa; Arthropoda; Insecta; Hemiptera; Aphididae.
UAUCCCUAGCGGUGUUCUGGGUUUCAUGAUCACAUUAUUGAUAAACCUGAACUCACGUAUUGUCCUUUAAUUUAAUUUAUUUAUUUGCAGUUCUCGUAAUAAUUAAUGAGAAGGUGUCAACCUUAUGUCAUAUAUUAAAGCCAUGAAAAAAUCAUCAUCAUUAUUAAUAUCAUGUGUUAGUUAUGUAUAAUUUUUAUCGUAAUCUACUAUCAUAGACCUUAUACACAGGUAUUGUACAGGUAGUGUACUUAUACACUAUAUAGUAUACAUAAACACUUCUGAUUUCCGUUAUGUUUUGAAAUGGUUUUUUGUCGUUGGUUGGAAAAAAUGAAUUUUAUGUCGAAAAAUUUUGAUCUACCAGAAAACAUGUUUUAUUUCCACAAUACUGAUUUACAUCCCCUUACAUUUGUACUCAAAUGGGAUUCAAAAGAUAAAUUUUUCUUACGCUUAUUAAAUCGUUAUAUGGGAAAUGUAAUUAAUAAACCAGAUGACCACUCAUUGGUACUUUCUGUACCCAAAAUGAAUAAAUAUUUUCACAAAUUCAUUCCAGCAUUUGAUAUUAAAUAUAUUGAAGAUUGUUUUACACUUAAAGAUUAUCCUGAUCCAACUAAGUAUAUAAUUCACGAUUCAUGUUUGAUAAAUUAUGAAAAAAAUGAUAUCUUUGAUUGUUGGUUCCAUAGAAAAAAAUCUUGGAUUGAUUUUUCACCAAUUCCAAAAAAUAUUUUGAAUUAUUUUGAAAAAGAUUCAUGUUAUAAUGAAAUUUUACCUAGCAAAGAUAUUGAUGAUUUGUGUAGUCAAGCUUCGUCUAAUAGUACAUUAGACUCAAAGAAAAGCAAAGAUAUUGAUGAUUUGUUUAGUCAAGCUCCGUCUAAUAAUACAUUACACUCGAGGAAAAGAACGAGAAUGCCUUACACUAAUCAGGAAGAUUACAAAAUUGUUGAAUAUAUCGUCAAAUAUAAAGGUGCAUUCAAAGUCACUGGUACAGAAAUUUGGCGUCAAAUGGAGCAAGCAAAUAUUUGCAAGAUUCGUACGUGGCAGUCUAUGAAAGAAAGAUACAUAAAAUAUAUUAAGUGGGAUUUAAUUUCAGGAUGUAAAAAAUAUCCAUUUCUGAAUGAAAAUGAUUUAAAAGAAUUACGACAAGGUUUGAAGCUUGAAGUAUCUACUGAUACACAGAAAGAAGCACUAAAAACAAAAUAUUAUGAAAUUAAAACACGUAAAUUAUUUUUGGAUGAAAGCGAUUAGUUACAAUUGAAUCACAUUUGUUACAAAAAUAAUCAUAGUUGUAAAAAUUAUGUAAAAAUUUUUUUUUGCCAUUUAAACUAAAUUUAAUUGUAUUAUAAUAUAUAUUUUUUUACAUAUAAUAAUAUAAAAAACACUUAUUUACUCAGUAGCAUAUCCAUAGGGGUCGGACCCCCCUCUAUGAACCUGAGAUAGUAAAUGAACUUAUAUAGUA